GCCCGACCGCCGCCACUACCGGGGCCUGAGCGGGCCUGGCGGAGCCCGAGCGCGGCCCGGCCCGCAGCGCGGGGCCCGGAGCGCGGUGAAGAGAUUGUUUUCUGAAGGCUGCGUUGGAGGCUGUGACAGAGCACAGAGCCCUGUGGAGCUGAUGGGGAGGCUUUCUCAAUAACAUGGCCCUUCGCCAUUAGCCUUGCCAUGACCACAUUUUUCACCAGCGUCCCCCCCUGGAUUCAAGAUGCAAAGCAGGAGGAGGAAGUGGGCUGGAAACUAGUUCCCAGGCCUCGGGGCCGGGAGGCGGAGAGUCAAGUGAAGUGCCAAUGUGAAAUCUCGGGGACACCCUUCUCAAAUGGGGAGAAGCUGAGGCCUCAGAGCCUCCCCCAUCCAGAGCAGAGACCGUAUAGCUGCCCUCAGCUGCACUGUGGCAAGGCGUUUGCCUCCAAGUACAAGUUGUAUAGGCACAUGGCCACUCACUCAGCCCAGAAACCCCACCAGUGCAUGUACUGUGAUAAGAUGUUUCACCGCAAGGAUCAUCUGCGGAACCACCUGCAGACCCAUGACCCCAACAAAGAGGCCCUCCACUGUUCUGAGUGCGGUAAGAACUACAAUACGAAGCUGGGCUACCGGCGCCACCUGGCCAUGCAUGCUGCCAGCAGUGGUGACCUCAGCUGCAAGGUGUGCCUGCAGACCUUCGAGAGUACCCAGGCCCUGCUAGAGCACCUGAAGGCCCACUCACGCCGGGUAGCAGGUGGCGCCAAGGAGAAGAAGCACCCCUGUGACCACUGUGACCGGCGGUUCUAUACUCGUAAGGAUGUGCGGCGGCACCUGGUGGUCCACACAGGCCGGAAAGACUUCCUGUGCCAGUACUGUGCCCAGCGAUUUGGCCGCAAAGACCACCUGACACGUCAUGUCAAGAAGAGUCAUUCGCAAGAGCUGCUCAAGAUCAAGACAGAGCCAGUGGACAUGUUAGGCCUACUCAGCUGCAGCUCCACAGUCAACGUAAAGGAAGAGCUGAGCCCUGUGCUGUGCAUGGCCUCUCGGGACGUGAUGGGGGCCAAGGCCUUCCCUGGCAUGUUGCCCAUGGGCAUGUAUGGUGCCCACAUCCCUACCAUGCCCAGUGCGGGCGUGCCACACUCCCUGGUGCACAACACGCUGCCCAUGGGUAUGAGCUACCCUCUGGAGUCCUCACCUAUCUCUUCCCCAGCUCAGCUUCCUCCAAAAUACCAGCUUGGAUCUACCUCAUACUUGCCCGACAAAUUGCCCAAAGUGGAGGUGGAUAGUUUUCUGGCAGAGCUUCCUGGAAGCCUGUCUCUCUCAUCCGCUGAACCCCAGCCCGCCUCACCUCAGCCGGCGGCAGCUGCGGCCCUCCUAGAUGAAGCACUGCUCACCAAGAGCCCCGCCAACCUCUCUGAGGCCCUCUGCGCUGCUAAUGUGGACUUCUCCCACUUACUGGGCUUUCUUCCUCUCAACCUGCCCCCGUGUAACCCGCCUGGGGCCACAGGAGGCCUGGUCAUGGGCUACUCCCAGGCCGAGGCGCAGCCCCUGCUCACCACAUUGCAAGCUCAGCCUCAAGAUUCCCCGGGAGCUGGGGGACCGCUGAACUUUGGGCCUCUGCACUCCUUGCCUCCUGUCUUCACCUCUGGCCUGAGCACCACCACCCUGCCUCGUUUCCACCAGGCAUUCCAGUAGCCCCAAGGAGGACCUCAACUCAGUCUUGGCUCUGUCAGGGAGUCUCAGUAUCUACCCCAUAUGCAUCCCCUAUGAAGGCAGCUGAGCUUUCAGAGCUGAGUUCAAAAAGAAAAAUUCCAGUAUCUGUAUGGAGCACUUGGUUUGGGGGCUUGGGCUCCAGGAUCAGUUCCAGGAGGAGCCUUGAGCCCCAACCCCAUGAAAAGAUGUCAUACAAUAGGACUUCAGGUAUUUUUACUUUUUUUUUUUUUUUUUUAAUCUGAAUCGGGAGCCACACCUAGCCCUCGCCCUCUCCAAAGCAUCAGAACCUCCUUCUCUUUGGAGAAGGGAGAGGUCUCUUGGAGACACAGAGGGUUUUACUUUGGAUGACCUCGAGAGAAAUAGCCCAAGAAGCCUGUCUUCUGGUCCCAGCCUGCAGACCCCACAGCAGUUGGUCAGGCCUUGCUGCAGAGGGUCCAUCGCCUGCUUCCAACCAACAGGCAGGAGAGAGGGCCUCUGUUCUUCCCCGUCACCUCCAUCCCUCCUGUUCUAGCACCUCCAUUUUCAGUGUUUUCCAGCAACGGUACCGUUUACACAGUCGCCUCAGACACACCAUUUCACCUCCCUUGCUGAGCUGUAUAGCCUUAGAAUGAUUGCAGCGAACAUUGUUUACACACCGUGAAUCCAUUCCCACCAGUCCAUUCCAGUUGGCACCAGCCGGAACCAUUUGGUACCUGAUGUUAACUGGAGCCCUGUUUACAAGGCGGAGUCAGGUCUCACUGACUUCUCUUCACUUGAGGUCAUAUUUUUCCCCUGUGGGGAAAUAAACUGACUUUGGACUGCUUCAGUCUCUGCCAUCUUCCAUGACUGUGUCUGUUCCUGCCUUCCUCGGCAGAGUCCACAGGAGACAGGCAAGAAGAUUGGAGCAGUUUUCUCACAGGUCUGCAAUUCUGUUUUUCUCCAAGUACAUCACGACCCCCUCAUCCUCCUUUUGAACUGGAGAGGGGAAGAAAUGAAAGGCAUGCCCACUUCCAUCACCCCCCCGCCCCAAUUCUCUAAUCCCCACCCUGAAUGUCAUGAGCUUUUAUCAUUAGUCUUGGAACGAGGGACUCCGGUUCUAGGCUGGUGUGGAUAGCAAAGGAGAGGGUGAGACCUCAUUUGUCUCUCUCCUGUCUCUUUUCCAGGAAGUUGUGGAAUUGUUGGAAGAAGAGUUUUCAGAAAGUUAGGACUGGGCAGAUAGUUGAGUCUUAAUCUCGGUGUACAUCAUUGCCUCCCAUACCAAACUUCUUUCUUCUCUACAGUGUUCCUCCUCCCUCCCACUUUGCAGUCCCGUGGACUCAGGCGGCCCACUGUGCCUAGGCUUCUCUGCUCUCCAUCAAAGAACUUCCAUCUUCCUUUUGUGGCCCCUCUCACUUUUGCCCCCAGUACUCAGCAAGUUUCUUGCAACAAAUGAUUAGUUCUUCUUUUCUGACUUGUGGGGCUCCCUGCCACAGACAGCACAGCUCUUGCCCAGCCGAACCCUAUCCCUGCUUCAUCUCAGUUCUGCAUGGCUUCGCUCUUCCCACUCGUGGAAGGGAGGCAGCUCAGGGACCACCGGUGUGGGGCCCUCUUGAGACACUUCCACUCUGAUUCAGAAACACACUCCUACCUCUUUACUGUUAACUCCUACAGAUGCAGCCAGCAGUUUCUGGGCGCUUCUCUCAGCAGGUGCCUCAUACUGGCUUCUCCACUAGGGUUUCAGGACAGACUACCAAGGAACUGCCUCAGCCUCUUCCCAGUCCUUCCCCCUUCCCCCUUCUGUCUAGAAAUCAUGUUGGUUUAUCAUCAGGAACUGAGCAGGUCCAAGACCCAGGCUUCUGCUUCAGCCCAGGCCAGUACUCUUCCUUUGAGGUGAAAGCCUUAAAAUGUAGCUCCCUGACCCUUGAUUGGAAGCAAUGUGGAGUGAAUAAGCGUGUUUUAAUUUAGGCAGGCUAGCUUGGGAUACCUUUUAAAAAAAAAGACAAAACCAGAUAUAAAGGUGUCUGGCAAGAUUAGAAUCAGAGUAGGUGAUUUGCUUCUAAAAAUUAGUUUCAGUGAGUCCCAGGGACUAAUUAAGGUUUACUUUUAAAAGCGUCCCCUUGGUACGCAGCCACCUCCUGCAUGCUGUGCAUGUUAUUGGGACUCGUAUAUAGGAAAUGGUAUGUGAGGAUCCAAACAGGUCUCUGCUGCCAUUCUCCUUGGCGUCUCUGAUCUUCAUCACUAGACCCAGCAACCCUCACCCCUCCCUGCCACCUUCCCUGCACCUUUCGUUUACAGAGGCAAAUGGGCCUCUGGCCGCAGAAUAUAAAGUCUUGGGCUGUUAGAAGAGUCCCCUCCUCUUUGCCUGCUCUUUCCUGUUCCUUCCUUGAAUACUCUCCCCCGUUAGUGAUGCUGGGAAACUCAUAGGACAGGCAAAGCAACUAUUUAAAACCUUGUAACUGGGGCCUUGCCCCUCCUCCCCUCACUUCUUCCUUCCGUCCUGUUCUUUUCUUCUUUCAAUGCCCUUCCCACCCACAAGGAAUUUUCCUAUCACUGUGAAUUUUGCUGGUGCAGAGGAACAUCUGCCUUCACCUUUUUUUUGGACCAUAGACAGCCAUUUCUUAAACCUCCCCCAAAUUAAAAAAAAAG
Molecule: messenger RNA, 4311 nt
Organism: Kogia breviceps (pygmy sperm whale)
Lineage: Eukaryota; Metazoa; Chordata; Mammalia; Artiodactyla; Physeteridae
Gene: PLAGL2
Product: PLAG1 like zinc finger 2
Biological process (GO): regulation of transcription by RNA polymerase II
Cellular component (GO): nucleus
Molecular function (GO): DNA-binding transcription factor activity, RNA polymerase II-specific; sequence-specific DNA binding
Source: RefSeq, a predicted model, not a curated record